GUUAUGUGUAUUACUGGUUAGCUUUAGCCUGCCGGUGAUCCAGUCAGCUUUACGUGUAAAUUUUUAAAAAUUGUAACAGAUAUAAUAUAAAAAAUAUAUUUCUUUAAAUUACAGCGGAAAAUUUGCCGGUUUGUUUCUGCGUAACUCCUGAUUGUGAACGUGAAAGCCGGUGGGAGUCAUGGCCGACCCGGCUCGCGUAAAAAGCGACUCAGGAAAUGAUGUCACACCCACAGAGCAUGUUCACCAGAAUCAGAAUGCAGGUGAGGGUUCCAGCGGAGGAGCUUCAGCUUCAGCCAUGACGAUGGAUCCGGCCACCAUGAAACCAGAGGAUAAAAUGGGCGUGGCAAAGGACGCGGCGGGAGGAGACGAGGACGACGAAGGACACUCUGGCGCUCAUCCUCCGGCUGCUAAAAAACUAAAAGUGGAGCCGGAGAAGAAGAAGGAGAAGAAACAAAAAGUGGAUGAAGAUGAGAUCCAGAAGAUGCAAAUAUUGGUGUCUUCGUUCUCAGAGGAGCAGCUGAACCGGUAUGAGAUGUACAGGCGCUCAGCUUUCCCCAAAGCCGCCAUCAAAAGGCUUAUUCAGUCCAUCACGGGAUCAUCAGUGUCUCAGAACGUCGUCAUCGCCAUGUCUGGUAUCUCCAAAGUUUUCGCCGGGGAGAUCGUUGAGGAAGCUCUGGAUGUGUGUGAGAAGUGGGGAGACACGCCUCCACUCCAGCCCAAACACAUGAGGGAGGCAGUGAGGAGGCUGAAGAGCCGAGAACAGAUCCCCAACACAAAACACAAGCGCAUCCUCUUCCACUAAACUUCAGUGAGUGAUGUUAUAUUUGGAGCCCCCUUCUGGCCAUGAGGUGAACUGCUGUGAAAAAGUUUCUGACUAACUCCGGUCACAACUUUUUUUUUUUUUUUAAUUAAGGAAAAAAACUCUUUUUUUUUUUUUUCCUUUUUUGGAACCGGCCUUAUUUUAUAGUCAGAAAAAGUGAACUGAAACCUGAAAUGAGAAAUAGCCUGAUAACAAAAUCUUUAUAAUGAUAAGACUGUUAGAGGUCCUGAAACUCUUUAAAACAUUACAAACCGCACCUCUCAGAUUUUUGCCUACCACCACACACUGAUUCUGUGUAAUUAUUUGUACUGUAAAUAGAACUUGUGUAAGAGUAUAUUGUUUAGUCACGUGUCCUGGCACUGUUUCCAUUGAGCCCUGCUAAUAAGCAUUUAUCCAGCAGCGUGUCCAAGUUAGCAUCACUUUUCACUCCCCUGUAAAUACUGCAUAUGUUGUGCAAUGCUAGUUAUUUUACUUUUAAUAAACAGUGUGUGUGUUUGUAAAGA
This is a messenger RNA of Clarias gariepinus (North African catfish), 1323 nucleotides long. It is a transcript of the gene taf11, whose product is annotated as TAF11 RNA polymerase II, TATA box binding protein (TBP)-associated factor. Gene Ontology annotation, molecular function: transcription coactivator activity; protein heterodimerization activity. Gene Ontology annotation, cellular component: transcription factor TFIID complex; nucleus. The transcript is spliced from 6 exons. Gene Ontology annotation, biological process: transcription initiation at RNA polymerase II promoter; RNA polymerase II preinitiation complex assembly. The coding region runs from base 179 to 802 and encodes 207 amino acids. Lineage: Eukaryota; Metazoa; Chordata; Actinopteri; Siluriformes; Clariidae. The record is from RefSeq and is a predicted model, not a curated record.